UCGAUACAGGCCCCAUAGUCUUAAAACUAGGUUAAAGAUUGUGGGGGGCACACAACGAAGCUAUAUACACUUGUCUACCAAGCAGACUGACAGUGUAGACAGUGUUUCUCCACAGUAACCAUCAAACAUAAAAACUGAACAAAAUGUUGAAGCAACUGCUGCUUCUUGCCAUAGGUGGCACAGUAGUUUUGGCACAAAGAAGAUUGGCACUCCCUGAUCCUAGAAGUUGUUCAAACAGAGUCAGACACGCUACGUAUAGAGAUGCUCGUGGAGUAACACAUUCAUAUUUCUUCAGUUGGGAACAUCAACCAACCAGGGGAUUAGAAGUUGACUGGUUGGACGCCAGAAACAUCUGCAGACGUCACUGUAUGGACGCCGUAUCUCUCGAAACCCCCCAAGAAAACGAAUUCGUCAAACAGAGGAUUGCUCGUGGUAAUGUGAGGUACAUCUGGACUUCAGGAAGAAAAUGUAACUUCGCUGGUUGUGACAGACCAGAUCUUCAACCACAAAACAUUAACGGAUGGUUCUGGUCUGGUUCUGGAGCUAAAAUUGGACCAACUACUCAGAGAAACUCUGGAGACUGGAGCAGCACUGGUGGAUUCGGCCAAGCUCAACCUGACAACAGAGAAGCUGCCCAGGGUAAUGAUGAAUCCUGUCUAUCCAUCUUGAACAACUUCUAUAACGAUGGAAUCAAAUGGCACGAUGUAGCCUGUCACCACGUCAAACCAUUCGUUUGCGAAGACAGCGAAGAGCUCCUCAACUUCGUUGCUUCCAGAAACCCUGGCAUCAGAUUGUAAAAAAAACCAGAUCAACAAUUGUUCAUACCAGUAACCAUUCCAUUCCUUCAUAACCCUCACCUCCUAUGAAAUCCUUCCUUCAUCCUGAGUCCUGUUUCUUCUAUUUAUUUCAGAAAUUGUAAUUGCAUUAUGUGAAUAUUUGCUUUCAUUUAUAGUUUUAGGUAAUUAUUAUCUAUUCAGUAAAUUAUAUUUUAAUAAUAAAAAAAUCAAUGUAUGUAUA
Harmonia axyridis is the source of this 1017-nucleotide messenger RNA. RefSeq lists its product as uncharacterized. The transcript is spliced from 5 exons. NCBI's taxonomy places the organism in Eukaryota, Metazoa, Arthropoda, Insecta, Coleoptera, Coccinellidae. The coding region runs from base 144 to 797 and encodes 217 amino acids. The record is from RefSeq and is a predicted model, not a curated record.